AUGCCGCGCCCGGCCCCCACGCGCCACCUCCCGGGACUCCUCCUGCUGCUCUGGCCGCUGCUGCUGCUGCCGCCCCUCGCGGCCCCCGGGCCCCUGGCCCGUCCGGGCUUCCGGAGGCUGGGGACCCGCGGCCCCGGGGGCAGCCCCGGACGCAGUCCCGCUCCCGCGGCUCCCACCCGCGCGCCCCAUUCCGGGGCGGGCCAGCCCGGCGGCGCCCGCGGCGCAGGAGUUUGCAAGAGCAGGCCCUUGGACCUGGUGUUCAUCAUUGAUAGUUCUCGUAGUGUGCGGCCCCUGGAAUUCACCAAGGUGAAAACAUUUGUCUCCCAGAUAAUUGACACUCUGGACAUCGGGGCGGCCGACACUCGGGUGGCAGUGGUGAACUAUGCCAGCACGGUGAAGAUCGAGUUCCAUCUCCAGACCUACUCAGAUAAGCAGUCCCUGAAGCAGGCCGUGGGGCGAAUCACACCCUUGUCAACAGGCACCAUGUCGGGGCUGGCCAUCCAGACGGCAAUGGAUGAAGCCUUCACUGUGGAGGCGGGAGCUCGAGGGCCCACCUCCAACAUCCCUAAGGUGGCCAUCAUCGUGACAGACGGGAGGCCCCAGGACCAGGUGACCGAGGUGGCGGCUCGGGCCCGGGCUUCUGGCAUUGAGCUGUAUGCUGUGGGUGUGGAUCGCGCGGACAUGGAGUCCCUCAAGAUGAUGGCCAGUGAACCUCUAGACGAGCAUGUUUUCUACGUGGAGACCUAUGGGGUCAUUGAGAAACUUUCCUCUAGAUUCCAGGAAACCUUUUGUGCUGUGGACCCAUGUGUGCUUGGCACACACCAGUGCCAGCAUGUCUGCAUCAGCGAUGGGGAUGGCAGACACCACUGCGAGUGUAGCCAAGGAUAUGCCUUGAAUGCUGACAAGAAAACGUGUUCAGCUAUCGAUAAGUGUGCUCUUAACACUCAUGGAUGUGAGCACGUCUGUGUGAACGACAGAACUGGCUCUUAUCAUUGUGAGUGCUAUGAAGGUUAUACCUUGAAUGAAGACAGGAAAACUUGCUCAGCUCAAGAUAGAUGUGCUUUGGGUACUCAUGGGUGUCAGCACCUUUGUGUGAAUGACAGAAAUGGAUCCCAUCACUGUGAAUGCUAUGAGGGCUACGCUCUGAAUGCAGAUAAAAAAACAUGUACCGUCCGUGACAAGUGUACUCUGGGCUCUCACGGGUGCCAGCACAUUUGCGUGAGUGACGGGGCGGCGUCCUACCACUGUGAUUGCUUUCCCGGUUACACCCUGAACGAGGACAAGAGGACAUGUUCAGCCAUUGAAGAAGCACGAAGACUUGUUUCCACUGAAGAUGCUUGUGGAUGCGAAGCCACACUGGCAUUCCAGGAUAAGGUCAGCUCAUAUCUCCAGAGACUGAACACCAAACUAGAUGGCAUUUUGAAGAAGUUGCAGAUAAAUGAAUAUGGACAAAUACAUCGUUAAAUUGCUCAAAUUUCUCACCUGGAAAUGAGGACAACCUGGUGCAUUUAGCACUCAUUCUUUUGUAUACUGUAUCUCCAGCAUUCCUGCAAAUAAUUUGCUAUUACCUGUAUAAAUGCUUGAAAAUUACUGAACAAAUAGUAUGAGGAUCUUCUGGAAAAUCAGUAUCAUUUUUCCAGUAUCUUUAUUUCUAAGGAAAUAAAUGUAUAGAUCCUCAUUAAGAGCAAACUUAGUGUCUCUGAGCUAUGACUGUGAAACGGUUAGUAGAAAAUAGAAUGAAAGUUUAAUAUUUCUUUACUAAUUGAGCCAUUUAGUUUUUAAAUGUUUUUAUUCGUAAGAUAACCAUAUUCACAAAGAAAACUUUAGGUCUAUUUUCUCUUGAUAGUAUUUAUAAUAUAAACCAAUUAUUACUGAGAGUGCAAACUGUACAAAUUACGUACAUGUAUACAAAGUUUAUUUAGUUACAUUGAGAUCAAUAUAAUUUAGAACUGUUUAAAACUUUUUAUUUUUUGCUUAUUUUUUCUGGAGCAUUAUUGAAACUGUGAUCAAAGGCUUAUAUGUAAUAAACACAUCUAAAAAUAGUUAACAUAGAUCAAAUGAACAUUCCAUUCCAUUUUUUUUUCCAUUCCAUUUUUAAUUCAUUCUGGUCUUAGAAAUGUACAACUAAAGAGUAUAGUUGCAAAUUUAGGUGUUAAACUUUUUACCAAGGACAAAAAAUCCUAAGUUUAUUUAUCAUUUUGCUUUAGAAUCCAAUUGAUAAAAGCAUAUAUUUAUAAAAUUGCUAUUAAUUGGCUGG
This is a messenger RNA of Microcebus murinus (gray mouse lemur), 2257 nucleotides long. It is a transcript of the gene MATN3, whose product is annotated as matrilin 3. NCBI's taxonomy places the organism in Eukaryota, Metazoa, Chordata, Mammalia, Primates, Cheirogaleidae. Gene Ontology annotation, molecular function: calcium ion binding. The record is from RefSeq and is a predicted model, not a curated record.